CAGUUAUCACAGUUACACAGCACGCAUGGUUACCGAUCGACAUGCGGCCGAAUAUAAUAUGCGCCACAAGAAUCGAGGAAUGGCAUUGAUUUUCAAUCAUGAAAACUUUGAGGUCCCCACGUUGAAGUCACGCGCAGGCACCAAUGUCGACUGUGAUAAUUUGGCCCGUGUACUUAAACAACUGGAUUUUGAUGUGAAAGUAUUUAAAGAUUGCAACUUAAAGCAAUUAAAACAACAUGUAGAAUGGGCGGGGCAGCAAGACCACAAGGACAACGAUUGCAUUUUGAUUGCUAUACUCUCACAUGGGGAACUUGGUUAUAUUUAUGCGAAGGAUGUGCAAUACAAAUUGGAUCAAAUAUGGGCUUACUUUACACCGCAGCAUUGCCCAAGUUUGGGAGGAAAGCCUAAGCUGUUCUUCAUACAAGCUUGCCAAGGUGAUCGCCUCGAUCCAGGUGUAACAAUGAAGCGAGCUGGUCGUACCGAAACUGACGGCGAAUCAUCAAUGAGUUAUAAAAUCCCUUUGCACGCUGAUUUUUUGAUUGCCUAUUCUACUAUACCGGGAUUCUAUUCAUGGCGCAAUACUACACGAGGCUCUUGGUUUAUGCAAUCUCUCUGUGCCGAAUUGGCAGCGAAUGGUAAACGCUUAGAUAUACUCACACUGCUAACAUUCGUGUGCCAACGAGUUGCAGUUGACUUCGAGUCUUGCACUCCGGACAAUCCUGAAAUGCAUCAACAAAAACAGAUUCCAUGCAUUACUACAAUGCUGACACGAAUUUUGCGUUUUAGUGAUAAAACGGCACUGCGAUAAGUCCAAUAGUUUACUGAAAAGUAAAACCAUCCAUGGUGAAUAUUUUGGAAGCGUUGACAAAGCUUCAGAUUUUAGUUCAAACAAUUAUUUUCUCAUCUAAGAUUAAAAUUUUACUCAUUUUAUAAAAACAGAUUUUGACGACGAACUUUUGGUAUUUUUUUAAUAAACAGUAUCUCAACAUUUAAGAAAAUAAAUACAUAUGCAUGUAUUUGCGUUUAUAUACGCAUGUAAUUUCUAGUGAACGUAGCGGUCCCUGAACUAAUCAUUUGGGCGACAUUCCAAACGAAUUAGAUAUCCAACGAAAUAAGCCACUUUCCAAGUACAUAUUAAGAAUUUUUAUAUGCUUUUAUACACGUUUGACUUGCAUAUACAUUUUAUUCAAAUUUUAAAUGUUCUACUAUACAUAGUAUGUAAUCUUUUUGUCGCAAAAUCAUGCAUAUAGACAUAAGAUAGACUGCCAUGUUUGUAAGCUCCAAUAUACAUAAAUAAAAUAAUUCGCACGAAAAAA
Rhagoletis pomonella (apple maggot) is the source of this 1316-nucleotide messenger RNA. RefSeq names its product caspase (gene Drice). Bases 26 to 808 code for a protein of 260 amino acids. NCBI's taxonomy places the organism in Eukaryota, Metazoa, Arthropoda, Insecta, Diptera, Tephritidae. The transcript has a single exon. Gene Ontology annotation, biological process: apoptotic process; proteolysis. The record is from RefSeq and is a predicted model, not a curated record. Gene Ontology annotation, cellular component: cytoplasm.